CAAGAGGAUUAACAAAGACACAAAAAUCUGUAGAGGUUGUGGAAGUGUCAAAUCUUUGCAAAUUCACAUUGUCUUUUCUCAUCCUCCCAUAGUUCCAAACUCAUUAAGCAACUAGCUACUACACUCGGUAUUUUCUAUUUCUCAAAUUCAGUUUCUACGUUUUCCCUAUUGUUUUUGCAACAAACUUUAUGGAAUUUGAUUUUCUAUUCAGUUUCUUUCUUUCUUUUGUCUGAUUAUUAGGUAUUUAUCCAAAUGUCCAAUUCUACCAACAAAGAAAGUGAAAACAAAGACAGACUCAGCGACUUACCUGACUGUGUUAUCAUUCACAUAUUGUUACUUUUGAACAUCAAACAAGCGGUUGGAACUUGUGUUCUGUCCAGAAGAUGGAAGGAUAUGUGGAAACAUCUUCCCGCCCUUAUAUUGCAUAAAUCAGACUUUCGAACUAUCAAGAUAUUUACUAAAUGUGUGUCUAAGGUUCUAUCUCUUCGUGAUUCCUCUAUCUCAUUGCAGUCUCUUGAUUUUGAGCGUUAUAAUUGUCGCUUUGAACCACAUAUACUCAAAACGGUUGUGAAUUAUGCUCUUUCUCACAAUGUCCAACAAUUAGGACUUUAUGUCAAUGGUGACAUUGCACAAAUUCCGUUUUCAUGUGAGACUUUAACACAUCUUAAACUUUCCAUUCACAAUGGCAUAGGUCAUGAAACACUAUUUCCAAAAUCUCUCGAUUUGCCGGCAUUAACUAACUUGCAACUAGGGAAUUUCACAUUUUGUGUUGGCGAUAAUGAUUGUGCUGAACCAUUUUCAAUCCUUAAUAGGUUGAAUAAUUUGUUUAUUUGCGAUUGUACCGUGAAAGGUACAGAAACCCUCUGCAUAUCAAGUGCGACGCUUGUCAAUUUAACCAUAUACAAUAACUCAAAUGACUAUUACAAAAUUGAGCUAUGUACUCCAAGUCUUUGUACAUUUGCUUUUUGUGGUACUCCUUGUCAGAGUAUCUCUGCUAGCGAUGUUUCUUCUCUUAAACAUGUAGAUAUUCAUGCAGAAGCAGAAGUAGUUUCAUAUAACCUGGGGCCUCCUAUGUUUCUAUUCAGCUGGCUCCUAGAGUUUGCUAAUAUAGAAUCAUUGACCGUCACUGCAACUACUCUUCAGGUUCUCUCCUUAUUUCCUGGCAUGUUUAAGUUAAACUUCCCUACCUUGGGUAACUUGAAGUCAUUGAGAGUGGAAUUUGACGAAAUUCAAUACGAACUUCGCAUGUUACUGUGCAAGGUCAAGUUACUGACAGUCGAGUCAGGGGAAGAAACAGCCCGGAUAAAAAAAGCAUUUGAAUUUGGAUGGGAACCGUCACCCAUACCUGUUGGAAUGGUGGAGUUCUUGCUUCAAAAUUCACUCCGUGCAAGAGUUGACUACGUCGAUGGCACAAAAAGACCUCUUAGACCGAGACGCUUAUGAUUGGUUUGUUUUACUUUUUCUUUCCUUCUAUGUUUAUUUUUAUUGAGAAGACAGAUGGAAAAGUGUGGAGAAGCUCUGCUGUAUAGGAAUUACAGUAUUUAGUAUGCAAUAUUGAUGCUGGUUGAAGUGCUGAAUUUUGUUUAUGCAUGUUUAUGUUAUGUGAUGAUCUUCAUUGAGUAUUUGGUGAUUUUGGUAUGUUCAUUGAGAUCAAACUUUGUCUACAUGAAUUUUAGAGAUGAAACUUUGGUGAUUGAUAUUCUGUGUCAUUCAAAGUAUUUAUUGACACUAAAUUUUAAUAUGUUUUAGGCCAGUGCUAUUUGUUGAGAAUAUUUUGAUUCGUUGUCAAACUAUAUUCUCUAACUUACAUUGCUAACUAUUGAUAUUUGGUAACAAUAUAUUUAAGUUUUUUUUGUCCUAUCCCUCCAAUUUAUAUGGAAUACGGCUUAGUAAUUCAUAGUUUAGUAGAGAGACAAGUUAGUCUAAAUCAAAUUCUACUUUUUAUUUCUACAUUGUCCUACCUCUAUUUACAUGGCUAUACUUUUUGUUUCUUUAAACAACUAUGGUUUUUGCUAAUGAGUAUUUGUUUUUCAAAGGUGUGAUUUAUUGAUCCAAU
Messenger RNA from Trifolium pratense (red clover), 2056 nucleotides. Its product is annotated as F-box protein At4g22280-like. The record is from RefSeq and is a predicted model, not a curated record. The coding region runs from base 253 to 1443 and encodes 396 amino acids. Lineage: Eukaryota; Viridiplantae; Streptophyta; Magnoliopsida; Fabales; Fabaceae. Gene Ontology annotation, molecular function: protein binding. The transcript is spliced from 2 exons.